AUGUCCUUCGAGGCACUGCAGGAGCGGCUCGCCGCCCUACAAGACACCACUUCACAGCUGAAAGAGCUAAUUGACCGUCUCGCCAACCUCAAGUUCCAACCGGGUUCUGUGCCCCUGAGCAGCAGCAUCAGCAGCCUCGAUGAGAAGGAGAGCAAUGUCGCUACCGAGCUCGGCGCGGAGAUCAACCAGAUACUGAGGGAGGAGGAGGAGGAUCUUGAGCUAUUACAGGAGGAGAUUGCGGACCUGCGCGGCGGACGCCCCGGCAGCGAAGCCGAGCACAAUAAAACACGGUUGAAGGAUGGUGCCAGAAGCUGUCGCGUGUCCUUUCGCAAAGCACAGCUAGCAGCCGCACACUCCCUCGCAGCAGCCCAGCGCCUCGAGCGCGAGCUGCUCCUUGCAUCCUACGCCGCCGCAUCACAAGCCAACACACCGACACGGUCCGGCGCCUCCUCCCCGGCGCCCAGCCUCUACCCCCGCAGACGCCGCGAAGACGCCGCGCGAUCGAAGGCCGAGGCCGAGAACCCGGAGCUGGCCGCGAGCAGCGAUGUCACCGCCUCCUUCCGUCGGCUGCACGCACUGACGCAGACGCAGCUGCAGAUGAGUGCCGCGGCGAUGCAGACGCUGGGCGAUAGCACGCAGCAACUGAAGCAACUGGGACAGAGCUAUAAUCGGCUGGAUGAUCUGCUGGCGAGCAGCAAGGACCUGCUUGGAACGCUCCUACAUAGCCAGAAGAGCGACACGUGGUAUUUACAGACGGCGCUAUAUAUGCUUAUGGUCACGGCUGGGUGGCUGGUCUUCCGGCGCCUACUUGCGGUCGGACGACUAGGUGGCGAUGGAGGUGCGAGGGUGGAGGUUGAUGGAGAUGCAAGAAGAAUCAUGGUGUGUGAGGAUGAGCUAGAUGCGGUCCCCACCGUCCAGGUUGGAAAAGGUCAGACUCAAACAGAGAAAGGCGACCCUGACUCGAUGGUCGAGAAAGUUGGGAAGAUCAUAGAUGGCCAAGAUGAAAAGCAAGAAGACGGCAUAGAUGGAGUCAGGAACGCCAGCGAGCAGGCCCAGCCCAAUCCCAAGAAGCGGAUGUGGGAAGAAGACAAAGAAGCUGCCAAAGAGGCGGAAAGGAUCAAGGAUGAGCUGUAA
Messenger RNA from Phaeoacremonium minimum UCRPA7, 1134 nucleotides. RefSeq names its product putative sec20 domain-containing protein. Lineage: Eukaryota; Fungi; Ascomycota; Sordariomycetes; Togniniales; Togniniaceae. Bases 1 to 1134 code for a protein of 377 amino acids. The record is from RefSeq and is a predicted model, not a curated record. Gene Ontology annotation, molecular function: SNAP receptor activity. The transcript has 3 exons. Gene Ontology annotation, biological process: retrograde vesicle-mediated transport, Golgi to endoplasmic reticulum. Gene Ontology annotation, cellular component: endoplasmic reticulum; SNARE complex.